AUGCCUCUCCGGUCUCGUUUCCUCGGCGGCGUAAAUGCAUCGCUGCCGCAAGCACAGCCGUCGAAGGAGUCACCUACACCAACCGAGUCCCUGAAGUCGGACUACAUAAUCAUACUUGCCGUGCUACUCUGCGCAAUCAUCUGCGUUCUUGGCCUUUCCAUCGUGGUCCGCUGCGACUGGAUCCGCCGCAUCACCGGGGGAGCCGUCUCUGCCCUGCCAAACGCCUCGACGCCUGCCAAUAAAGGACUUAAAAAGAAGGCCCUGAAGUCCCUACCGAAGCUAAUCUACGGUGAGGAUGAGCGAGCCGAGAAGCUGUCUGACUGCGCCAUCUGCCUGGCGGAGUUCGCCGCUGGAGAAGAGGUCCGUGUGCUGCCAAAGUGCGGUCAUUGCUUCCAUGUCGAAUGUGUUGACACUUGGCUUGGUUCCCACUCCUCUUGUCCCUCUUGCCGCCAGAAUUUGGCCGUCAGCAGGUGUCAGAAAUGCGGAAAUUUGCCGGCCGCCACCUCUUCCUCCUCCUCCUAUGCUGCAACAAACUUUGGAGCUCAGCCUCUGCCAGCUUCCAGACCAAUAGACCGUUUUACUUCAAUUUUCCCUUAA
Molecule: messenger RNA, 597 nt
Organism: Fraxinus pennsylvanica
Lineage: Eukaryota; Viridiplantae; Streptophyta; Magnoliopsida; Lamiales; Oleaceae
Source: the annotation of a GenBank genome assembly